Messenger RNA from Cryptotermes secundus, 582 nucleotides. RefSeq names its product protein-S-isoprenylcysteine O-methyltransferase. Gene Ontology annotation, molecular function: protein C-terminal S-isoprenylcysteine carboxyl O-methyltransferase activity. The annotation marks the transcript as partial. Gene Ontology annotation, biological process: C-terminal protein methylation. The transcript has 4 exons. The record is from RefSeq and is a predicted model, not a curated record. Gene Ontology annotation, cellular component: endoplasmic reticulum; membrane. Lineage: Eukaryota; Metazoa; Arthropoda; Insecta; Blattodea; Kalotermitidae.
AUGCCAGAGCAUCAUCUGCAUACUGAACUGGCACUAUUUGUUUUCCAACUGAAUCACACGCAAAAGGCGUCUGGCAACCUCGCCAGGCAACCUCAAUCCCUAGAUUUGAAGGAAGCGACCGCUGUGAGCCUUAUUGGUAUGCUGCUCUGUGUGGGUGGUGAGUUCCUUCGUAAACUUGCAGUGUUCACUGCCAAAACAAAUUUCAAUCACGUUGUUCAGAGUGUUCAUGAGGAGGGUCAUCAGUUAGUGACCCAUGGAGUUUAUAACUACUGCAGACAUCCUAGUUAUGUAGGUUGGUUCUACUGGUCUAUAGGCACUCAGCUGAUAUUAGUCAACUUAGUGUGCAUAGUUGCUUAUGUAGUCGCCAGUUGGAAAUUCUUUAAUGAACGUGUGUUCAUAGAAGAGAAUAUGCUUCUUCACUUCUUUGGAGAUGACUACUACCAGUAUCAAAAACGAGUGAGCACAGGUCUGCCCUUUAUACUGGGUUACAAACUUGAGCUGUGAGAAUGUGUUGUAUGAUGGGGUACCCAAAAGAAACCGAACUAAUUUUUUUGUGGGCCGAGCUUUUGUAGUACCGCGUUU